Molecule: messenger RNA, 2772 nt
Organism: Sporisorium graminicola
Lineage: Eukaryota; Fungi; Basidiomycota; Ustilaginomycetes; Ustilaginales; Ustilaginaceae
Exons: 2
Coding region: 1-2772 (923 amino acids)
Cellular component (GO): cell septum; cell periphery
Molecular function (GO): chitin synthase activity
Source: RefSeq, a predicted model, not a curated record
AUGAGCUAUGACGCUUACCAGAUGCGGCCCAGCCAAGGGCGUGGCCAGGCGCGUCAGCAGCAGCAGCAACAACAACAACGCUCCUACCAGCUUUCCGACGACCCCUUAAGCCAGCACAAUCUGCCUUAUUCCCGCCACGGUGACGCCUUCGGAAGCUCGACGAGCAUGCAACAUCCCGAGAACCCUUUCUAUGCAGGAGAGAACCCGAGCUUCCAGACGCUCGCACCGGGCACUUCGGACGGCCAUGGCAUGUAUGCCUACGAGGAGGACAAGAUUCCACUUACCGACGUUACUGAUGAGAAGUACAGCUACUCGAAACAGGGGAACAGCGCCUACAACCUGUCCAACUCAAGCGGCUUCCCCACGCCGGCACCGUACGGGGGCCCCUCGUCCUACUCGUCCAGCCUCGGGCCGGAAGACAGUGCGAGCCAAGUGGCGUGGGCCAAGCGUCAACAGGCGCCCAAGCGAGGUCUCACCAAGAAGAUCCAGCUGACGCGCGGCCACUGGAUCGUCGACCACCCCGUCCCCACGGCGGUCAAGAACUCGGUCGAGCCCAAGUGGGCACAGGGCAGUCGAACGCAGGAGUUCACCCAUAUGCGCUACACUGCCGCGACGUGCGAUCCGGAUGAGUUCACGCUGGAAAACGGCUGGAGCCUGCGCGCUUCGCAACAGUACGGGCGUGACACGGAGCUGCUCAUUGCCAUCACGUACUACAACGAAGACCGCAUCUUGCUGGCGCGAACGCUGCACGGCGUCAUGCUCAACAUCCGCGAUAUCUGCAAGAGCAAGACGUCCAAGUUUUGGAGGCGAUCUGCCGAGGAGGGCAGGCCCGGGUGGCAGCGCAUCGUGGUCAGCCUGAUCUUUGACGGCAUUGAUCCGUGCGACAAGGAGGUGCUGGAUCUGCUGGCCACCGUGGGUGUCUACCAGGAUGGCGUGAUGAAGCGCAAGGUCGACGGCAAGGAUACGGUGGCGCAUCUGUUCGAGUACACGACGCAGCUCUCGGUGGAUCCUACCCCGGCGCUCAUCCAGCCGCACGGCGACGAUGCGUCAAACCUGGUCCCCGUGCAGAUGAUCUUCUGUCUCAAGCAGAAGAACAGCAAGAAGAUCAACAGCCACCGCUGGCUCUUCAACGCUCUGGGGCGUCACUUGCAGCCCGAGCUAUGCGUGCUCAUCGACGCAGGCACCAAACCGGGCCACAAGUCGCUCUACUAUCUAUGGGAGGCGUUCUACAACAAUGCCAACCUCGGCGGCGCGUGUGGAGAGAUUCACGCCAUGAUCAAGAACGGCCGCAAGCUCGUCAACCCGCUGGUAGCGGCGCAGAACUUCGAGUACAAGAUGUCCAACAUCCUCGAUAAGCCGCUCGAGUCGACGUUCGGGUACGUCAGCGUGCUGCCGGGCGCGUUCAGUGCCUACCGCUUCCGUGCGAUCCAGGGCCGACCGCUGCAGCAGUACUUCCACGGCGACCAUACGCUCGCGGACCGGCUGGGCAAGAAAGGUUUGCACGGCAUGGACAUUUUCACCAAAAACAUGUUUUUGGCCGAGGACCGCAUCUUGUGUUUCGAGCUGGUGGCCAAGGCAGGCGACAAGUGGACGCUGACGUACGUCAAGCCGUCGAAGGGCGAGACGGAUGUACCCGAGGGAGCCGCCGAGUUGAUCUCACAGCGUCGACGAUGGCUGAACGGAUCGUUUGCAGCGUCAAUCUACUCGCUGGUGCACUUCUUCCGCAUCUACAAGUCGAACCACGGCAUCAUCCGGCUGUUUUUCUUUCAUCUGCAGGCGGUGUACAACGCCAUCGUGCUGCUGUUCAGCUGGUUCGCGCUGGCCAACCUGUGGUUGACUUUCAGCAUCAUCAUCGAGUUCUUGCCGGACGAGCUGCUCAAGGACCAGUCGCACACGACGCUCGUGGUGUUUCACUGGAUCAACCAGGCGGCAAAAUGGGUCUACGUGUUUUUCCUCGUGCUGCAGUUUGUGCUGGCUUUGGGCAAUCGGCCCAAGGGCGAGAAGGCGACGUACAUUGCGUCGUUCAUCGUGUUUGGCGUGCUGGGACUGUAUCUGCUGUUCACGUCGUUGUGGCUGACGCUGCGCGCGUUGGUGAAUACGACGGUGACGGGCGAUAUCUGGCAUACGCUGUUCAACCAGACGACGGGCGUGCUGAUCGCAGCACUGGCGGCGACGUUUGGGAUCUACCUGAUUGCGUCGAUCCUAUACGCAGAUCCGUGGCACAUGAUCACGUCGUUCCCGCAGUACAUGCUCAUCGCCCCGUCGUUUAUCAACAUCCUCAACGUGUAUGCCUUCUGCAACCUGCACGACGUCAGUUGGGGAACAAAAGGGUCGGACAAGGCCGACGCGCUGCCGACGGUGGACACCAAGAAGGACAAGUCGAACGAACCAGGCACGGUCGAGGAGAUCGAGAGGCACCAGGACGACAUCGACGAGACGUUCAAGAGCGUCGUCUCGAGGGCGGUGGCGCCGUUCAAACCGCAAGCGACGAUCGAAAAGCCCACCGCGGACGACAGCAACAAGACCUUCCGUACACGCUUGGUGGCGUUCUGGCUGCUCACCAACGGUGCGCUCACGGUGGCCAUCGAGAACGUCAAUGGUCUCAACACCGGGCUGACGAACAAGCAGAUCGAGCAGGAACAGAGCUCGAAACAGUCGACCUACUUCCGCAUCAUCUUGUGGGCCACGUUUGGUCUCAGUGCCUUCCGAUUUGCCGGCUGCUUGAUCUACUGGGUCAAGAGGAACACUACGCGAUGCUUCAGGAAGAGCUGA